AUGCACACCUCUGGAUUUGCACCGCCCUUCAGGCCCCUGGAUUUCGUCGGGAGCAGCAGAUCUGCGUUUUCGACGACACCGCUACCGAAGACGGUAGUGCUCGAUGCAGCGUGGACAAACCUGUCGCCAUCAACAUCAACUCUCCGGUCAACUAUAAAAGAGCAGUCAAUACCGGUGGCGCCUUGUGGGCUCGGCGGCUGUGCACAGACGCAGACCGCUAAUCCAUUCACUCUUGUCAUGCAGGUUAGUAAAGCUUACAGUCUUUUUUCUAAGAAGUCUAGCAAUCGUUUCCUGCUUCAGCUGCCGAGCCCGCACUGCUACCUUCUUGUCGCUCUUGAGUGUUCUGAUGUAAUUCGUGCUUUGUUGAUGAUGUCGGGUGAUGUCGAAAGCAACCCGGGCCCGGACUCCGAUGCUUUACUAGCUGAAUUGAAGAACUUGUCUGCUGGACAGUCGCAAUUAAUCAGUCAGGUUCAAGACCUGAAAACUCAUCUAGUGUCGACGGACAAAGCUAUUGCUGAUCUGGGCAGGCGCAUGACUGAUCUAGAGGGGCAUUAUCAAAAUCUUGUCUCCCUACGCUCUGACUUCGAAACCGUGAAAACGUGUACCGCUCAAGUGGCCACCGUGGUACACAGGCUUGAAACGCGUAUUGAUGACGCCGAGAACCAGUCACGACGCAAUAAUCUUAUUUUUUAUGGCCUCCCUGAAUCAACUGGAUCAGAGACGUUUGCCCAGACCGAGCAACUUAUCAUCAAGCACUGCCAGGAUCAUUUGAAUAUUUGUAUCGAGCCGAAAGAAAUUGAGCGCGCACAUCGUCUCGGUCAUCGCACAGAUACUAACCGCCACCGUCCUAUCAUAGCGAAAUUCACCUUCCAUAAAACAAAAGAAUUGGUUCUUUCUCACGGCUGCAAGUUCAAAGGAACCAGCUUCAGCGUUGGAGAGGAUUUCUCUGGUUCCGUACAAAACGCUCGCCGGCAUCUCGUUACUUUCGCUAAAAGCAAAUCAUUACCUUUCUCUCUGCGAUUCAAAACACUGCAUAUGGGCCAUAAGCGCUACGUCUACGACGAGCAAACACAAUCUGUCAAAGAAAUAAUAUAG
Dermacentor silvarum is the source of this 1095-nucleotide messenger RNA. RefSeq lists its product as uncharacterized. The coding region runs from base 1 to 1095 and encodes 364 amino acids. Lineage: Eukaryota; Metazoa; Arthropoda; Arachnida; Ixodida; Ixodidae. Gene Ontology annotation, biological process: retrotransposition. Gene Ontology annotation, cellular component: ribonucleoprotein complex. Gene Ontology annotation, molecular function: single-stranded RNA binding. The transcript is spliced from 2 exons. The record is from RefSeq and is a predicted model, not a curated record.